Messenger RNA from Neolamprologus brichardi, 3852 nucleotides. The record is from RefSeq and is a predicted model, not a curated record. NCBI's taxonomy places the organism in Eukaryota, Metazoa, Chordata, Actinopteri, Cichliformes, Cichlidae.
GCCAGGUGCGUUGAGUCAUUUCCCACAAACAUAGACUCAGGUAUACGAAACAGCAGAGUUGGUUGUUUUAAUUUAAAGAAUAUGGGGUGAAUAGAAAGGAUAGAGUGGAAGCUUCGUAGUGCCUGGUUGUACUUAAGCAGAAAACGUUAGAAGAAGCCAGCGGUGUUCAGAGCACGAAAUGAGUGGUAGGUAUUUGUUUACGCGUCUUUAUUUUCUCAGACACCAUAUUGCAAAAAAUAUCCAAAUUUAGCACUGACGUUUUAGAUACUAUAGAAGCCGGAUUAAAUUAAGACGCAGAGCAAGUUUAUUACACGUUUUCUCAUUUGAAAAUUUAUAUGCUAAACUUAAAUUUGGCCGUUUGACGUAACUUUUGACGUUAUUUAGCGUCGCUGUCCUUCGUCCUGAAGCUCAGUGAGGCGCUCAGGGGGAACCCCAAGAUGGUAACUCUUAGUGACAUGUAACCAUGGCAUCAGCACCAUGUGACUUCCUGACUCUUAAGUGGGUCAGACAGGACUUAAAUAAACCAGUUAAAUCCUAUUUCUUACCUCACCUUCUGCAGCUAAGAAUGAACCUUUCCUGAGCUGAUUUGGAAAGAAUUUGGUAGCUCCAUAUGUUCGACAGUUUUUUGUUUAUUUGUUUCUUUUACAUCCAAAUGCAUUAUGGUGUAUUCAUAUGAUGUGCAAGUUUUCAUUCAUGCAUCCAAUAUUGAUUUGGUUCUGAGACUCAGACAGGUGAGAACAAUGCAACAUGGGCAGGAAUGGGCCAGAGUGUGACUCCAGGAAGCAAAAGAGACAGUUAUCAUGUGGGAAAACAGCCAACUUCAAGUCCUCUGCGUGGAGCUGAGAGUGUGUGAAAGGAGACCCCGCCAGCCUCCAUGGCUCAGUCGUCAGACCCAUCCCGCAGAGAGAAGACCCCAGGGACCCAAGGGUCACACACAGCUACGCGCAACCUCUUACGGAAGAAGGAGCAGCGCCGGCGUGGAAUCCGAUCCUCCUCACCAAUGGGUCGGGUCAUCCUCAUCAACUCUCCUGUGGAUGGUGGUGAUGAUAGCGAGGACCUCCACACAAUCACGGUGGAUAAGAGUGUGGACGGCAAGCUUGGAUUCAGUGUGCGUGGAGGCUCAGAACAUGGUCUCAGCAUCUUUGUCAGUAAGGUAGAGGACAACAGUGCAGCAGAGGCAGCAGGCCUGCUCGUAGGUGACAAACUGGUGGAGGUGAAUGGCAUCAGCCUGGAGAGCAUCACCAUGAGCAGUGCUGUGAAGGUGCUGACGGGCAACAACAGGCUAAGGAUGGUGGUGAGACGUGUUGGCAAAGUCCCUGGUAUCCGCUACUCCAAGGAGAAAACUACCUGCUGCGAAGCAGGACGGUACCCUGCUUAUAAGGAGAUGGUGGCAGAAUACAGAUGGCUUAAUAAAUUGGCCAAUGGUACUCAGAAGCCUUCCUCCCAGGGCUCAGAAUCCUCUUCAGCCUCUUCUCUGUCAUCUGGGACUCCGGUGAGCUCUCUGAGCGGCCUGUCGCAGGUCAUGUUCCCGCCCAGCCUGCCAUUUGGUUCUGACAUGGUGGACGUGUGCAUCUCCACCGAGGACCAGAGGUCUGAGUCAGAGCAGACAGAGACUGCCAUUCAGACAGAUCUACCUCUGAGAUCUGGGACAGACACCACUCGCAGCCUGGGACGGACCACUCUGCUCAAAGACACGGUGAUUCGUGGAGAGGAGAGCAAAGGGAAGAAAUUGUCUCCCAAAACAGCCGUGCUGCUGGCUCUUAGCAGGCCAAGCCGACCCAUCACCAGGUCACAGAGCCAAGUGACUGUGUCAGAGAUAAAGCAGAAAAAAGAGAAGAAGCAGAAAGGAAAGGACCCCGAGGAGAAGAGCACCCUGCAGCGCUCGAAGACCUUCGUUAACUUGCUUUUCAAGGGUGGACGGAAGAGAGACACUUCAAGGGGGCGUUCAAAGUCCCCGUCCAAAGACAAGGCUGGGAAAGAUGGAGCACGGGCUGGUGAGAUGCCAAAUUCAGAGAUGCUUGGAGUGGUGGAGGACAUGGCCCGCAGGCUGCUGACUGAGGAGGAAGUGGCUGCUGUAAUGAAGAUGUGCAGAAGGUACGUAGCAGAUUGUUCAGUGGAAAAUCUGAUACGUCAUCUGCUGGUUGUGCUGGACCGACCUGAAAAGCUGCUGCUGCUUAGAGAAGUGAGAAUGCUGCUUCCGCCUUCUGAUCUGAGUGUUUUCAAUAACAUGGUGACUGCCAUUGAAGCUGAGGCCUACGAUAUCCUCAAGUAUCGCUCAGUCCGGACUCCUCCUCUUCGCUCUCCCAUUUCUGGUCGAACACCAAAACGGCGCCUCAUCACUCCCAUCCCAGAUUACCAGGGAGGCUUUGAGCUCCACAGUGCUGAGGAGGUGGAGAAGGAGGGCCACCUGCUGGAGGAGCUGGAGAAGCUCAGCUUGACUGGGCCCCGUGUGUCCAAAGACAGGCUCCACACCUCCAGUUCCUUCACACCUCUGCUGGACAUACCGGUGGAUGGAUACAACACAGAGUCCAGAGACCUCAGACCUCCAGCUGCAAGUCCAGUGCUCCCCAACUGGCUGCUGGCCCGCAGCACCGACUACAGGCCGCCUCUCCAGACAGAGAUCGGCACAAUUCGCUCCGUCCAUUUUGAUGAGGUGUCGCUGCACUCUGCUUCAAAUAAGGGAGACACGAACUUAGAACGGGGACGGCCGCCGUUAAGAAACAGUCGCUCUAAAGGCAAAAAGGAGAAAAGUGGGGACAGGAGUAAAGAAGCCGUGUUUACGCUGCAGAGCGCUGCUCGCAGGAGUCGGCCUUUAUUGUCGCAGGUGUUUGGUUCAAAUCAGAAACUGGGGAGUGAACAGGUGAACGGUCAUCAGGCUUCUUCUGAGGACAAGAUCAAUGGCAGCGACUCCAAACAGGAGUAUGAGCUCCGAACUGUCAGCAUCUCCAAGACCAAACAGUCUCUGGGUAUCAGUAUAUCUGGCGGGAUGGAGUCAAAGGUUCAGCCGGUGGUGAAGAUUGAGAAGAUCUUUCCUGGAGGAGCUGCCUCCACCUGUGAAGUUCUCAAGGCUGGAUUUGAGUUGGUGUCUGUGGAUGCUGUUUCACUGCAAGGGGUCACCCAUCUGCAUGCCGUUGAUAUAAUCCGAAAAGCCUUCAGCAAUAAGGCCAAAGACCCCAUGGAGUUUGUUGUCAAAGUCCCCAAAGAUCUUUGAAAGGACUUUUGUGGAUUUAGAAAAAAUAUCCAGUGAUAAGCAGCCUCCGGAAUUUAACUUGGACACAGGUAAACUUUUACCAGCACACACACUGCUGAGGUCUGGUAUGCAUUUUUUGCCAUUCAAGUUAAAUUUGGGAACAAGGACACAGAAACUUUCUGAACUGAAACAAAGCUGCAGAUAAUAUUUAAGAGAAAAUGAACAAACCAAAAAGUUGUGUUUGUGUACAAAUGAAAUCUCUCACUUUUUCACAACCCUGCAGCCAGUGCCCAUCCAGAACAUUUUUAACUUGUUUGACCAAUAUCCAUUAGUGCAUAACAGAUGGAUAACUGUAGGUUAUGCUCCUGAAUUUUAAACUGUGCAGGAUGGCAAACUUCAACUUGAGUGCCUUUGAAAGCCCCAGUGGACUGAAUAUUAAUAAGAAUCCACGUUAAGGUGGCUUUAAAUUCAAUUUUCUACCUGAAGAGGGCAGACACGGACCAUUCACAAUAUUCCUGUGGACAGCAGCUAGCAAGAAGGAUUUCUGAAAAGUUACACCAGAAAAUAUUAAAUGUAAACAAAGAAUUAAAAAUGGGAGAAAGUACAUCUGUACAUGAAGGAAAGACCUGGUGUAAUAAAUAAAAUCUGACACAGCUGUUAAA